AUGAUCGUCAUCAGCAGCGCUAUUAGUAACAACAGACUCGCCGUUUCGAGUUCAUCGCUUAAUAACAGAAGGAAGAUGAAUAUUGUUUCGAGAGGCACCGUCACAACGAUGGAAGUAAAUAAAGGAAGCCGUUCAACUAAAAACGUUUCACCGCGGGUAGAAUCGAACCCCGUGGCAAGAAAGCGGCGAAUGGACGAGCUGCCAUUAUCUAAAAUUCCGAAAGCACCUCGAAGAGACUCGAAAGAUGAUGAAUGUACUGUGUCGUCUAACUCAGUGUCUUUAAAAGAGUUGACCGGUACAUCAUCUACCGAUAUGCUGACAGACUCGCGUUGCGCUGUAAAUAAUCGAGAGAUUUCUUCAUCCGCGAUUACUACUGUUGAUGAUGAUGAUGAUGAUGAUGAUGAUGAAGAAAAUUUACAAAAAGACAGUAGAGAUUCGAUAAUUGUUAAGAAUAAGCCACCCAUACAUCCAGAUAUACCUCACAAACGAUUAAUAAGUGUUAAUCGUCGAGAUGAUUCAACUAGGCUUAGAAAAACAAUUCAGUGGCUCGAAGAAGGUGCCAGAAAAUUAAGGGAAGAUCUUGCUGAUGCCAGAGCUGAGCUUCAUGAAGAAAAAAAGUCUGCUAAAAUGGCAAGAAGAGAUAUUGAAAAAGCUGUUAAGAAAGCUCGUAAUCAAGAAGCUAAAAAGUAUCAAAAUAUUAUCGCCGAUUUAAGAGCAAGAUUAACUAAAAAUCCCUUUCAAGUGUCAUUGGAUAAUUCUACUAGUUUACAAAGCGAGCAAUCAAAAGAUGAUAAUCAGAGAUGUGAAAUAUUAGUUGCACGAAAACGUCGUGCGGAGCUUAAUCAAACGAUUGAAAAUCUCAAUUCAGAUUCAUCAGACUCUGAUGAUUGUACGAAAAGAAAACGAAAAUAUUCGAAUGAGGCUGAACUACGUACGAUUGAAUGCGAGAUUCGAAAUUCACAAAUGGUGAAUGAGGAACUUGAACAAAACUUACAGGUAAAAAAAUUUUUAUUUAGACAAAGAAAUCUUAAAUUUAGAAUCGAGUAUUUUAUCUGA
Molecule: messenger RNA, 1056 nt
Organism: Cotesia congregata
Lineage: Eukaryota; Metazoa; Arthropoda; Insecta; Hymenoptera; Braconidae
Source: the annotation of a GenBank genome assembly